AUGUCUGGCCAGGAAAAAAGUGAGGAUAUAUUGGGUCAAAGAGCAGACAGAUGCAUCUCUGACCUAAUAAUAAAGACAGGUACCCUUUUAGCGUCUUGCAUCCAUAUUCUCGUUCUAGGUGCCGGUAUCUCAGUUGGCAUUAUCUUUUCAGUCCUCUUCGCUAAACGUAAGUUUUUUUUGAAUUAUUGCUGAUGAUGCGUCUGCAGGUCGUUCUUGGCCGGUCAUUUUCGGAACUGGUUUUGGUCUCGGCAUGGGACUAUCGAACUGCAACAGCGAAUUCAAGCAGCCAUUCCCUCUGCAGUCUCACUACAUUAGGGUGCAAAAUAGACCAGAACUCCAAAGUGAAUGA
Spirometra erinaceieuropaei is the source of this 349-nucleotide messenger RNA. NCBI's taxonomy places the organism in Eukaryota, Metazoa, Platyhelminthes, Cestoda, Diphyllobothriidea, Diphyllobothriidae. The record is from the annotation of a GenBank genome assembly.